AUGUCCCGGCAUAGGAACAUUAGGAAUAUAAAUCUUGAUGAUGAAUUAGACGAAGACUAUGACGAUGACGACUACUACGAUGAGGAGGAAUAUGACGGCGAUUACACAUACGAAGCCCAGGGGGGACACACAGUGGCAUCAUUUAUAGAUACAGAACAGAAGCCUGUUACAGAAACCCGAGGUGCCAUUAACCUUGUCGAAGAAGUGAGAAACAUUGUCGGUGAUGAUUUUCCAACCGAACAAAUAUCGGAUGUAUUGCAAGACAGCGGCAAUGAUAUUGAGCGUGCUGUGAAUUUACUAUACGACCAAGGUCCGCGGAUCGCUCCUCCUCCUGGUUUCCCAGUAGCCCCACCGCCAGGAUUUGCAUUGAAAUCGGAUUCACGACAACCAGCAUCGCGUAUUGCAGGUCUAAAAUCCGACAAGACCUUAACGAUCAUUCAAGCUGAGGAAGAUGGUGUCGCCUUCCGCACUGCCUAUCCUGUAACGGUGGAGAUUUCGAAACUCCCAUUGAAGGAUACCGGAACGAACUCCCAAAAACGUCAGUUGGUGGAUGGGAUCGAGUCGAUGGAGAGUGAUAGCGGAAAAACGAUUGAUGUUGAAACCAGCCGUAGCCCACGCCAAGUGGAGCAAGCAUCCACGACAGUUCCCGAUAUUAAGGAACAGGCUGGUCAGACAACCCACUCACCGACGGACAGCUUUAGGCUCAUCGACGCGCGUUCCUCAGCAAAACACGAUGCCGUUUCGGCGACCAGUUCAGCUAAUUCUAUGUACGGCAGCUUGCCUGCACCAAGCUCUCUGGGCAGCAGUUUGCUAUCGUCCCUGCCUGCGUCUGGACAGUCACUUGCGCCUUUUGCGUUUCCUCAAGGAUUGGCAGGUGCCCCACCAUCUGAACAGCGAGCUAAAGAAACAGCCGUAUCAUCGCUGUCACAAGCACAGCCGUUGUCAUCACUCCUCCUCCAAAGUCCAUCUUCGAACCUCUCUCAGACCAAUUCGCUGUUCCCGCUGCAGCCACAAGGCACCCUCUUGUCAUCACUUCAUCAAUCUACUUCUUCUCUAACAAAGAGCGGGGAUGCAAUUGGAGUGCUUGGCAACAGUUUAGCACCAGAGAAUGCCGUCAAAUCUGUCCCCUUUCCCGUUCCGGCAGUCCCACAAUCGCAAUCGCUAUCGUCGCUGUUGAGCAAUACUCGUUCACCUUCUGGGGCCCUUCCGCUAUCUUCACUGGCCUCGGUCUCAUUGGGAAAUACUAUGGCGGCGACACCGCUGUCUUUAAGCAAUCUUUCAUCACUCUCGGGUACAUCUGGGUUACUGGGAGCCACUCAGAAAUCAUCCAUCAAUGACGCCCCAGGUCUGAGUCAAUUGGCAUCAAAUUCCGCAAACAUCAUGAGCGGCACAGAUGCCAUUCGAUCGGCGCUGGCGGCAUUUUCGCUUCAGAGUGCGGGAAACGCUUCUGAGGGGUCUCUUGGAACUGUUCCAGCUGCGUCAACAAAGGAGCCCUUGUCCGUUUUCCCAACACCAUUUAAAACCCUCCCAAACUCAGGAAUUGGAAAACCGGAUGCCGAAACGUCAAUUCCCUUCAGCACGCCAAAGUCACAACCCGUCAGGCUGCCAACCACUAUUCCGCUCCGCUCUUCCAAACCUCGACAUCAUAGCGACGCAAAUGACGACCCACUCGUUGCAGCACCCUCGACCUUUGCUCAGUUUUUUACACACCACGAGAAUGGAGACAAAACAAGUGCCAUCUCUAAUGAUUUUCUGUCGUCCCCUUUUGUACCAGCAGACGACGUGGCGCCUUUUGCAUUUGACGCACCAAGUCCGGACGAUGUGGUCAAUCAAGCAAGAUCAAAAAUAGGACCUUCUGGCAAAUCUGCCAAGUUGCCCUCAUCAAAACCCACACCUCAAAUACGAAAGAAGCAAGAACCCAUUCCAGAGCCAAUGGAUCAGCUUCAGAUGGAUCUCUCUGGAUUGAACCUUGCACCCCCAAAAUCGGCAACACUGGCACCACCACCAGCAAUGGCAAGAACAGUUUCCGCCUCGAGUUCAAACUCGUCAUUAGCGCCUCCUGCGAUGGCUAGAACGGGGUCGUCCUCAAGUACCGGACGAAGCUCCCCGAAGCUCAAGCGCAUCAACGUGGCUGAGGAGUACAAGAAGCGCAAUGCGGAGAAGGAAUCUUUAAAUUUAGUUGUCGUAGGACAUGUGGAUGCGGGUAAGAGUACUCUAAUGGGGCACGUACUAUAUCUCCUCGGCGAAGUGAAUGAGCGAACAAUGAAAAAGUAUGAGCGUGACGCGGAGAAGAUGAAAAAGUCCUCUUUCGCAUACGCUUGGGUUCUUGAUGAAACUGAAGAGGAGCGGACACGGGGUGUCACCAUUGAUGUAGCAAUUACCAAGUUCCACACACCUCACCGAAAGUUCACUCUACUUGAUGCACCUGGACACAGGGAUUUUAUCCCAAAUAUGAUGUCUGGAGCUGCCCAGGCUGAUGUAGCGAUCCUGGUAGUCGAUGCUACACCCGGUGAAUUUGAAACUGGGUUUGAUUCUGGUGGACAAACAAGAGAGCACGCAGUUUUACUCAGAAGUCUGGGUGUUACGCAACUCAUUGUGGCUGUUAAUAAGCUGGACGUGGUUGAUUGGUCAAAGACCCGCUUUGACGAAAUUUCAGAAAAGCUUUCCCAUUUCCUUUCACAAGUCGGAUUUCGAAAGCAAAAGGUCGCGUUUAUCCCAACCAGUGGAUAUACCGGAGAAAACUUGGUAAAACGGGAGAGCGAUAAAUUGAAUGCUUGGUACAGUGGAUCAACACUGGUGGAACAAAUCGAUGCAUUUGAGGCACCCCAACGGGCUGUAGAUAAACCCUUUCGCCUGUCGAUUGCGGAUUAUUUUAAGGGUGGUAUCGGCGCAGGCGGCGGAGGAGCUGUAUCAGUCAGUGGGAGAAUAGAAGCAGGGGGUAUACAGGUUGGAGAAGUUGUUCUUGUAAUGCCGAUCAACGAGUACGGGACCGUACGAGCGCUAGAAGUGAGCGAAGAAGCGGUCAAAUGGGCUGCUGCGGGCGAUAGCGUCCUCAUGAGUCUAACGGGUGUGGAGAUUGCCCAUAUAAAUGUGGGGAGCAUUCUGUGCGAUCCCUCUGCGCCGGUAGCGGUUACAUCGCACUUUCGAGCACAGAUUGUUACCUUUGAUAUCCAGAUUCCACUCACCAUUGGCGUCCCGGUGGUACUCCAUCACCAAUCCCUUACCGAACAAUCAACCAUUACAAAACUGUCAGCCUUGCUGAACAAAAGUACUGGCGAAACCAUCAAAAAGAAUCCUAGGGCGUUACCGAAAAACGUUACGGCUGUUGUAGAAAUCAAGACAUCGCGGCCGAUUUGUUUGGAGACGUUCAAAGAUAGUAAGGAAUUGGGACGGUUCAUGUUGAGGGCUGGGCCUGUUACUGUUGCGGCGGGAAUAGUUUUGGAGAUAUUAUCGUUCGAAAGAGGACUCCCAGUUGAGCGCACAUAGCGAGUCCUGUAAUACAUGAUAAUGGGUGGAAUGUGCUGCCUUCUUAUGAAUUGCGGCAUGCAUUUUUUUUACAGAGCUGUUCAACAGAAGAUGCCAAAGCAGCACAUGGAUGACAAUAGAUAAACCCUUUGUAUAUUCAAGACAGGCCAAAAAACAAGAGCACCCAUCCCAAAAAACCUAGUGUA
Messenger RNA from Spizellomyces punctatus DAOM BR117, 3671 nucleotides. Its product is annotated as translation elongation factor EF-1, subunit alpha. Lineage: Eukaryota; Fungi; Chytridiomycota; Chytridiomycetes; Spizellomycetales; Spizellomycetaceae. The transcript is spliced from 15 exons. The record is from RefSeq and is a predicted model, not a curated record. Bases 1 to 3486 code for a protein of 1161 amino acids. Gene Ontology annotation, molecular function: GTPase activity; GTP binding. Gene Ontology annotation, biological process: translation.